ACUUUCACUCCAAUAUUUACUUUACAACCAACAAAAAAAAAAAAAAAAAAUCCCCGAAAUUAUAGAUCGCCGUUCAACGGCAAAUCUCGAAUUUUUUUCUCCCCCGGCGAUUCACUCCGUGAUGACUUGAAUCGCCGAUUACCUAGCAACGUUCACCGACACCACAAACCCUAAGUUUACUGUAGCAUUGAUUCCAAACCCCCGCUUGGGAUUCGUGCUUUCGCUACCUCGAUUUCGUUCCCGAUCCGCUCGAGCUAGGGAAGAAGAACCUUCAGCUAUCUAUUUUAAAGCCUUGUUUCGAUUUCCCCCCACCCCCAAAAAAUCUCAAUAAAUGAUGACCUGUUGGUGCUUGCGAGAACGGUCUUAGUUUCCUAUUUAGCAAGAGUUGGUUUUUAUAUAUUUGACUCUGCUUCUUCCUUCUAUCAACAAUGGAAGCAUACAGAGAGGAAGCUCUUAGAGUGAAACAGGUCGCCGAGAGGAGAUUCGCGGAAAAAGAUUUCGCAUCCGCCAGGAGCUACGCAUUGAAAGCUAGGUCCUUGUCUCCUGAUUUGGAAGGUUUGGCUCAGAUGAUUGCCACGUUCGAAGUUUACUUGGCUUCUCAGUGUAGAAGCGGCGGCGGUCAAAUCGACUACUACGCUGUGCUUGGACUGAAACCCUCUGCUGGGAAACGAGACGUGAAGAAACAGUACAAGAAGAUGGCAGUCUUGCUCCAUCCGGACAAGAACAAAUGCAUCGGAGCUGACGGUGCGUUCCAUCUCGUAUCCGAAGCGUGGAAGUUCUUGUCCAAUGAGUUUAACAAAAGCACUUUUUAUUACAAGAGAAAGAAGCAUAUCGAGUCCUCCACGGUGGUUCAGAAGCACCGCGCAGAGUACACGCCGGGAACUGCAGCGUUUGAUCGGUUUCCACCAUCUUCAUCAUCGGAAAGACUCGACACUUUCUGGACUGUGUGCACCUCUUGCAAAGUUCAGUAUGAGUACCUGAGGAAGUACGUGAACAAGAGGCUUUCGUGUAAGAACUGUCGCGGAGCGUUUAUAGCUGUAGAAACAGGUCCAGCUCCCGUUAGUGCACCUUUUCAUUACACGCAUCCAUCUCAUGCGCCUCCUCCUCUUCAUAGUAAUGGCUAUAGCUCGCAUAGCUACGAUGCACGCAUGCCCACGAAUUCGACCUAUCUCUUAGGCCACCACUAUCCUGCGCAAGGACAUGGUUAUGAAUAUGGUUCAUAUGAUUGGAGCUCAUCGUACCCUGAAACGACCUCCCCAGGGAAUCUUGAUUUGAAGCGUGUGUCCUCUGUGUCCAACGGGUAUCCAUACAAGCACAGCAAAUCAGUAGCUAGCAUGGGGAUAAUAAAUAAAGUUAAAGACGGUUCCAACGGGACGAGCUCGGUUAAAACUAAACUGGACGGUCUGAUCUAUGCUAACCCGCCCGGCCUUUCUACUCACACGGCUGCAGUUAAGGUCGGCAGACCUGAGAAGAAGAGCAGAGUAUUUAUUGAAGCGUCUGUUAAUGGAUUUGUUGAGAACCCUUUGAUGAGAUCUGCUCCAGUGUCGAAGACAACGAAUGCAGAUUUCAAACUUCACGGCCAAAGCUACGGUUCAACUAGGCGGUGGUCUACUGCAUCAGUACUGGAUACACGGAAGCCAUUACUUCAAAAGGCAAGAGCAGAUAUUAAGCAAAGACUGGAUUCAAUAAGAUUGGCUUCAGAGGCGGCAGCAGCAGCAGCGGCUGUUGAAGAAGACACGACACCAGUUGAUUCCUGUAAGUUGGGAGAUGUUACGGCGGGGCGCAAAACCAGUGGGCCUAUAACGGUUCCAGACUCUGACUUCCACGACUUCGAUAAAAACAGAUCGGAGGAGUGCUUUGAGCCAAGACAGAUAUGGGCAAUCUAUGAUGAAGAUGACGGCAUGCCGCGUCUGUACUGUGUGGUCAGGGAAGUGCUCUCUCUUGAGCCCUUUAAGAUUGACAUAGCCUACUUAAGCUCCAAAACCGACAUCGAGUUCGGGUCCAUGAAGUGGGUACAAUACGGGUUCACAAAGUCCUGCGGACAUUUCAGGAUACAAAACUAUGACGUAGUCGAACAAGUCAACAUCUUCUCGCAUCUUUUGAGAGGCAGGAAGACAGGGAGAGGCGGCUGCGUCCGAAUCUUCCCCAAAACCGGGGACAUUUGGGCUGUCUACAAGAACUGGUCGCUAAACUGGAACAAAUCAACGCCUGACGAAUUGAGGCACGAGUACGAAAUGGUCGAGAUCCUUGAUGAGUAUACUGAACAGUAUGGUGUGUGCAUUGCGCCUCUUGUUAAGCUAGAGGGAUAUAAGACUGUGUAUCACAGGAGCGCGAGGGAGGACGGUAAGAAAUGGAUACCGAGGAGCGAGAUGCUGCGGUUUUCGCAUCAAGUGCCGUCUUGGUUUCUCAAAGGUGCGACUAGCGGCUUUCCCGGAAACUGUUGGGACUUGGAUCCGGCUGCAAUCCCCGAGGAGCUGCUUCACGUCGGAGCAGAAGCCUGAUUGAUGAUUCCAGUGAUGAAAAGGAAGGUUUCAGAUUUAGACCCAAGUGUAAUAGUUGUAUCAGCGAAGACUAGAGAUGUAAGAGAGAGAGAGACUGUUGACACGCAAAAGAUUCUGUUUGGUCACUAAAGCUUAUUGUAUUAGGUGAUGUUCAACGAGUAAACAAAGCGUUGUUGGUUUUUGUUUGCUCUCUUCGUUUCCUUCUUUACAUUAUUGACAUUAGCGAUGACGGAAAUUUUACA
Brassica oleracea var. oleracea is the source of this 2743-nucleotide messenger RNA. RefSeq lists its product as uncharacterized. The transcript is spliced from 2 exons. Bases 429 to 2501 code for a protein of 690 amino acids. The record is from RefSeq and is a predicted model, not a curated record. Lineage: Eukaryota; Viridiplantae; Streptophyta; Magnoliopsida; Brassicales; Brassicaceae.